Cannabis sativa is the source of this 1934-nucleotide messenger RNA. Its product is annotated as metal tolerance protein 4. The transcript is spliced from 7 exons. Gene Ontology annotation, biological process: transmembrane transport; monoatomic cation transport. Lineage: Eukaryota; Viridiplantae; Streptophyta; Magnoliopsida; Rosales; Cannabaceae. Gene Ontology annotation, cellular component: membrane. The coding region runs from base 484 to 1731 and encodes 415 amino acids. The record is from RefSeq and is a predicted model, not a curated record. Gene Ontology annotation, molecular function: manganese ion transmembrane transporter activity.
CUUUUCACCAUUUAUUUCAAUUUGUCUGGUUAGCAUAGUUGUGGUAGGUAACCAGCUACCAUUGGAAACCCAUCUACAAUUAAGUCACACCUGAAAUCCUAGUGCCAUUUGUUUCUAACAACAGACACAGCCAGAGAUUCCAAGCCACGAACUACAAACAUGUCCUAUUUUAUUCUAUUUUAUCUUUUUAUAUGAAAAAGAAAAAAGAAUGCAUAGAAAAAAACAAUGAUUAAUAUAACAAGAUUUCAAGUUUCGUAGAGUGCAACAUGUUUUUUCAUGCAUAUAUAAAAACCAAACUAAGUCAUGAGUUACUUACUUCAGUCUUUACCCAAUUCAUGUGAUCCUCUUCUUCUUCUUCUUCUUCUUUUUCCUUUCUCUUGGUUCAAACAAAGAGGCCAAAAAAGACAUUUCAGGUCCAUUCUUGUUUGUCUUAUGGUUUUUAUAGAUUGUUGAAAAUCUCAUAAACAAUUAAUAAAUUGAUUAAUGAGUCAAAUGGAAGGUGGUGGUGGGGGGUUUGAUAAUGUAAAAGCUCCAUUGCUGUUAUCAAGUGUUGAAAGUGGGACUCCUAUUGAGAAUGGGAGAGUUCACAAGAGUAACUCUGUUACUACUCUUAAGUCUGAGUUUUUCUCUAAACUGCCUGAAAAGGUUCGUUCUGGGCUUGAUCCUGAGGCCCUUCUUAAUCUUGACUUUACUAAAACUACUGGUUUAUUAGAAGGGGAGAGAGAAUAUUAUGAGAAGCAAUUUGCUACACUCAGGUCCUUUGAAGAAGUUGACUCUCUACAAUCAUCCCAUGGCAAUAAUGAAGAGCAAGAUCUCCAAGAACAAGCCAAACAUGAGAGAGCAAUGAAUAUUUCCAAUUGGGCAAAUGUUUUUCUGCUAGCUUUCAAGAUAUAUGCUACAGUAAAGAGUGGAUCCAUAGCUAUUGCUGCAUCAACAUUGGAUUCUUUGUUAGAUCUUAUGGCUGGUGGUAUACUUUGGUUUACACACUUGUCCAUGAAGAACAUAAAUAUUUACCAGUAUCCCAUUGGAAAACUCAGAGUUCAACCAGUAGGAAUUGUUAUAUUUGCAGCUGUAAUGGCAACACUUGGCUUUCAAGUGCUCAUCCAGGCUUUACAACAACUAAUCAAAGACAUACCAUCUGAGAAAAUGACUUCAGAACAGUUGUUGUGGCUAUACACUAUCAUGCUUACAGCUACAGGAGUGAAACUUGUUCUUUGGAUGUAUUGUCGAAGCUCGGGCAACAAAAUCGUCCGCGCCUAUGCAAAGGACCAUUACUUUGAUGUUGUAACGAAUGUAAUUGGUUUGGUUGCUGCUGUUCUUGGUGACAAAUUCUACUGGUGGAUUGAUCCAGUUGGUGCCAUUGUUCUUGCAGUCUAUACUAUUACCAACUGGUCUGGCACUGUGCUGGAAAAUGCAGUGUCUCUGGUUGGGCAAUCAGCUCCACCAGAAGUCUUGCAGAAACUGACAUACCUUGUUCUUAGACAUCAUCCUCUAAUCAGACGUGUCGACACAGUCCGCGCAUACACCUUUGGUGUUCUGUACUUUGUAGAGGUUGACAUUGAACUUCCAGAAGAUUUGCCAUUGAUAGAAGCUCAUGCAAUUGGUGAAUCACUACAAAUAAAGAUUGAAGAACUCCCUGAAGUAGAGAGAGCAUUUGUUCACCUUGAUUAUGAAUGUGACCACAAGCCAGAGCAUUCUAUUUUAGUUAGACUCCCCAAUAGCCAGCCUUAAUUUGAACCUUUUCUUAGGAACUCCCUAUUUUUCCAUUGUUUUCUUUUUAGCCUUUUCAGUAGUUAGGUGUACAAUGGAGAAGGUAAGUUUCUUUUAGAUUAGAAAGGAAGAAAGAUUGUAUGAGACCAAAGUGGUUGUCUUCCAUGGGUUUUGAAGAAUUAUAUAUGAAAAUCAAUGAAGAAGUUAAGACUUAAAACGUUUGC